Notodromas monacha is the source of this 2083-nucleotide messenger RNA. NCBI's taxonomy places the organism in Eukaryota, Metazoa, Arthropoda, Ostracoda, Podocopida, Cyprididae. The record is from the annotation of a GenBank genome assembly.
AUGUUCCCGAUCCAAUUUUCUUUGUCGGCUUGUUCAGCUUUAUUGAACGGAAGAAAAAACGUUGGCAAGAAGCCCGCCUUUCCCAAUGUCGAACAGCGCUGGCCUAUCGCCAAGGUUAGAAUUGUGGAACUAAGAAAACUCUCUUCUUCCGUGAAUAGGGCCCGAAGCGCAUUCAAACUUAUUCAGAUCGACGACAAAUACGCAUUCUUACAACCAGGUGCCGUUGUCAUUGAUUGCGGUGCCUCUCCAGGGUCAUGGUCUCAAAUCGCUGUCGAAAGAACCAACUCUGAUGGACGUUCGCCGCGUAAGAAGAAAGGCGAAGUCAUCGCAGUUGAUUUACAACCCAUUCAUCCGCUUCCCGGGCUCACAAUUGUUGCUCCAGCGGAUUUCACUCACGAAUCCACUUUGAAGAAGCUCAAAGAAAUUUUAAAUGAUCGCCGAGUUGAUGUCGUUAUGAGUGAUAUGUCGCCGAGAGCAUCUGGAAUGAAAUCGUUAGACCAAGACGUGAGUCUGGAGUUGUGCAAAAGUGUGUUUCGUUACGCGUUGGAAGUCCUUUCCCCGGGAAAAGGGGUGUUUUUGUGUAAGAUGAUUUUUGGCGGAGACGCGUCCAGUUUCAUGCGUGAAGUCAAGAGUGCGUUUGAGGCCGCAUCUUUCGUGAAACCUGCGGCUAGUCUGGAGGACUACAGUGAUAUUGACUAUGAGGAAGAAGAAGUCGAAGAAGAAGACAAAGGCGAAGAGAUCGUCGUGAAAGGUUCCAUUCAGUUUAGCCUUGUGCCAAAGGAAGCUAUUGCAGCUGAUGGCGUGGUUGUCAGCAAGACGAAAGUACCUCCAAUUUCCGAAACUCCUACGAACGAACUGGCAUCGGCCGUUUUGACUGCUCCUGAUGGCUCGAUAGUUUACCUGAUCGGCACGGUUCAUUUUAGCCGUGAAAGUCAAGAGAUCGUUAAGGAGGUUAUUUCCCGUGUCCGUCCACGUGUGGUGGUGCUCGAGCUUUGCAGAGAACGUAGGGCUCUGUUGGAUAUUGAUGAAGAGACUCUGUUGGAAAAUGCGAAGAACAUAAAUAUUGAUGCUAUUCUUCAUGCCGUGAGGACAGUAGGAGUGUUCUCUGCAUGCUUGCAUGUGAUGUUGCUGAAAAUUUCAGCGGAAGUGACGAAAGUUUGCGGGAUGGCUCCUGGUGGCGAAUUCCGUUGCGCUGCGUCCGAGCGAAUUUGUGUGUUGAAGGCGAGGAAACUCGGACGCUGCAUUUUGAACCUCGGUGACCGUCCGAUUGACAUAACUUUGAAACGUGCAUUCCACUCCUUGAGUUGCUGGCGGAAGUUAAAACUAUUGUAUCACGUGCUCUUUCAGUCUGAAAAGAUAACGCAGGAUGAUGUGAAUAAGUGUCUUCGUCCGGAUGCUGUGAAAGAUGUGAUGGAAGAGCUAACGAAAGAAUUCCCAGAGUUAUGCAAAGUUUUCAUCGACGAGAGGGAUUUGUAUUUGGCCCAUUCGCUGCAGAUUGCAGCCUCGAAGGAAUUCGUGCAUUCUUGCUUUUCUGUGCCUGGUCAAGCGAGAGAGUUGAUGGAUGAACCUCACGCUGUUGUGGGAGUCGUCGGAAUGGGACACGUGCAAGGUAUUGUGGAACAAUUUGGCAAAGUGUCUCCGGCGGAUGCAGAGAAAGUAUCAAAAUUACCACCGCCGUCAAGAACAUACGCGCUCAUGCGGGUGACGUUGAAAGUGACUGUGAUCGCAGGAAUCGUGUACGGUGUGCACAAGCUGGUGCCGAAGCCCGCCUUCCUUUCGUGGGACAACUUCAACUCGGGGCUAGAACGCGCCUGUACGGGUGUGAAAAACGCCACGGGGCUGGAUUUCAAGGCACUGCCGCAUCAAGUUGGCGGACGGGUGUCUGCGUUUGCGGAAUCUUUCGCGAAGCGUUCUCACAUAUAAAACAACAACAAGAAAGGUCCACAUUCUGAAGCUUUUUUUCCUGUAUUGGAGUCAGGUUCGUGCGGAUUCCUGUUCCUUACGUGACGUUGAAAUUAACUUUGUAUGAGGUUUUUUCGCGAUUACUAUUAUUACUUUGUCAAAACAACCACCGAUCACCAGA